Messenger RNA from Sphaeroforma arctica JP610, 2625 nucleotides. RefSeq lists its product as hypothetical. Lineage: Eukaryota; Ichthyosporea; Ichthyophonida. Gene Ontology annotation, molecular function: alpha-glucosidase activity; carbohydrate binding. Gene Ontology annotation, biological process: N-glycan processing; carbohydrate metabolic process. The transcript is spliced from 15 exons. The record is from RefSeq and is a predicted model, not a curated record. Bases 116 to 2521 code for a protein of 801 amino acids.
CUAUGGAUAAACGUAUGUGUAUUCAUAUAUACACAUCUAUGUGUAUGUAUAUUCAGGAGCAUACCAAGUCCAUACAAUAGUAUAGAUUGCACUAGGUGGUAUCUUCAUUAGCAAGAUGGUAUCUUCACGUCGUACGAUAUGGGUUCGGGCCGUUGUCCUGUUUGCUCUGACCACAGCGGCAUUCGCUGUCGAAAGGUCAAAUUUUAAAACCUGCGCCCAGUCCGAUUUCUGCAGGCGGAACGAGAUACAGUUGAACACAAAGGGUGAGACCAGAUAUACCGUGCAAGCGGACUCGUUUGCGUUGGGAGAUGGCAAAGCCACGGCAGAGCUGGUUGAUUCAGCAGAUGACUCGACACUUGUCAUUGACAUCACUGCAGUGGCUGAUGGCGUGGCCCGUCUGCGCAUUCUGGAGGAGAGCCCUGUUCGGCCUAGAUAUGAGGUGCCCGAUGUGAUCACGGAGUACAGUCCGUUGGCCCUAAAAAUAGUGGAGCAGGACAGUGCACACGUGGUAGUAACGAGUGAUGACAUUCACACAGUUGAACUACAAUUCGACCCGUUUGUGGCCAAUUUCUACCGAGAUGGCAAGCUGCUCACGACUACAAAUAGCAUGAACCAAUUAGCCUUCGAGCAGCUGCAAACUAAACCGGAACACAUGGACGAGCCGGCCAAAAACGAGGCUGGGGCAUAUGAGGAUGAAGCUGCUGGUGUCGCAUACGAAGCCUACCAAAGGAUUAUGAAAUCCUUCGAAUCGGAACAAUUCAAAAACUUUCCCGAUUCCAAGCCUUACGGAGACCAGAGCGUUGCGAUGGACAUAGCCUUCCCAGGCUCAGACCACGUGUAUGGUAUCCCCGAACACGCCGACACUUUGGCUCUGAAGGAUACUGAGGGGAACGGCGACCCCUACCGUCUGUUCAAUCUGGAUGUGUUUGAGUUCGAAUUGUAUAACCCCAUGGCGCUCUACGGAGCCGUCCCGUACAUGAUCUCCCAUGCCAUCGACGCGACUGUGGGUGUGCUGUGGCUCAACGCAGCCGAAACAUGGGUGUCUAUCAAAAACGACCAGGAUGCUAGUGGCGCCGUGAAGCGUACUCGAUGGGUGUCUGAAAGUGGUAUCAUUGAGCUGUAUGUCAUGAUGGGUGCCUCUCCUGCUGAAGUAUCUAAGAAGUACAUAUCACUCACUGGCCCUACGGCGAUGCCUCCCAAGUGGUCUCUAGGUUAUCACCAGUGCAGGUGGAACUAUAAUAACAUGGAAGAUGUCUCGGCGGUAUGUGGAAGGUGUUGGUGUGGAAUACAUCUAGGUGGAGUCUCCAAAUGUGCGUUUGCAUAUAUGUAUAUGUAUAUAUGUAUGCAUGUAUUAAAUCACCAUUUGUACACCGACGCCACAUUCCUAUUCUUUUCCAACAAUACCCAACUUCAAUAUCCCACUACACACACCCUCACCUCAGAGCACAAGGAGCGACCGUUUGUCCUUUCCCGCGCUUUCUUCGCUGGGACGCAGAGAUACGGCGCCAUUUGGACGGGCGAUAACAUGGCCACAUGGGAGCAUCUGCGCGUGUCACCGCAGAUGUUGCUGUCUAUCAAUUUGGCCGGGAUUGCCUUCAGUGGUGUGGAUAUCGGCGGGUUCUUCGGGAACCCGGACACAGAGUUGUUUGUGCGAUGGUAUCAGGCGGCCGUAUUCUAUCCCUUCUUCCGUGCACAUGCCCACAUUGACACCAACCGACGAGAGCCCUGGUUGGUGGAUACGGAAGCUGAGCAGCGCAUUCGAACGGCUGCAAGGCAACGUUAUCAAUUGCUGGAGUACUGGUACACUCUGUUCUUCCAGUCACACACGGCUGGUGAACCCCCUAUCAGACCUAUCUGGUACCACUACCCCAAUGACUCGAGCACGUUUGCGAUGGAUGACGGUUACUUGGUUGGCCGUGAUAUUUUUGUAAAUCCAAUUUAUGAACAGGGUGCUACUAGUAAACAGCUAUAUUUGCCUGGACCCGAGCUUUGGUACCCACUAUGGCAUGUUAGUAAGUCCGAGGAGGGAGCCAAUCAAAUCAGUCUAGCCGUUACCAUGGAUACCGUACCAGCCUAUCAACGUGGAGGCAGUAUCAUCCCCAUGCAGAUGAGACCCAGACGUAACUCAGUGACGAUGAAGAAUGACCCAUAUACUCUACGAGUGGCUCUGGAUGCGAAGGGUAUGGCGGAAGGUCAGCUGUUCGUAGACGACGGCUCGUCCACAGCACACGAGACGGGAUCAUACGCACUCCGCCAGUUCUCUUUCUCUAAUGGACAAUUAAAGAGUAGCGCUGCUCAGCCCGAAGGCAGCCACGUUGCCGCGGACAGCACUUUCACAGCGCCUAACCGAGUGGAGAGAGUGGUGGUCUUAGGCUUGAAGACCCGGCCCACAAAGGUGUCGGUGUCUGAGGGUGCGUCUCUGCGAGAGUUGGCUUUCAAGUUCGAUGCGGCCACAGAGGCGUUGACGAUACGCGACCCGGCAACAGGAAUCGUCAAGGAUUGGGAGCUAACUAUCGCUUGAUUGGCUUACAAUGACCCCUGAAUAAAUGUGUAGGCAUAUAUAGACUAUACUAUAGAUGUAUGUACCUUUAACCUUAAACCAUUAAAUAUAUCUUCUUUUGUGUA